GAUUGUGCGCCACAGCAGAGCGAGACCGGGGCAGACAGUAGUACGGCAGCGGCAGCAUCCACACUGUUUACCGGCGGACGCCUGCUCUCAGUGCCCGAGCUCCACUGCUGGCUGCGCGCAGGAGUCCCGUCUAACUGAGCCGCUACCUCAGCGCCGGUGCAUCCCCGAAAUCAUCCACAAUACUGUUUUUUGAGGGAUUUUUUUUGUUUCUUUUGCUGUUUUUUUUAAGAAAAGAAAAAAAAAAGCAUCACAGUCUACGGGGUCGCGAAGUCGUUGGUGUUUAACCCCCCCUUUUUUCCGUCAGAGAGACGCACAAAAGACGCGCUACACCAAGUCCACCUGGAUAGCUGACGAAGCCGUCCGGUCCGGUUCGAAGGUCCAGCUGGGGGGGAGAAACACGGCGAGGAGAAGUUAGCGCGCGGAAGGCAAGAAGCGAAGACAAGAGGAGGACGACAGGAUGAAUCUCAAGAGUAAUUUGAUUUUCACCCUCUACACUAUUUAUGGGAUUCUUCUCAAAGUGAUGGCUUCAAAAGGCAAAGUUCGAGGCGUCAGCGGUCAGUACCCUCUGGUUCAGAAUAUGACGGUGACAGAGGGUGGGACUGCGAACCUGACCUGCCGUGUGGAGUACAAUGACAACACCUCCCUCCAGUGGUCAAACCCAGCACAGCAGACCCUCUUCUUCGGGGACAAGAAAGCUUUACGGGACAACAGGAUCGAGCUGGUCCACGCGUCCUGGUCGGAGUUGACCAUCAGCAUCAGUGAUGUCACGCUGUCGGACGAGGGCAUGUACACCUGUUCGCUCUUCACCAUGCCAGUCAGAACAGCCAAAGCCUACCUGACGGUUCUGGGUGUGCCAGAGAAGCCGGAGAUCGAUGGCCUGACAAAGCCUGCCAUGGAGGGAGACCACAUCACCCUGACCUGCAUGACUCAGGGCAGCAAGCCCGCUGCCGACCUGCGCUGGUUCAGGAAUGAGAAGGAGAUUAAAGGUGCCAAAGAGGUGAACGCAAGCGGGAAGACAUUUACAGUACGGAGCUCCUUGCAGCUGCACGUGGACAGAAAUGACGAUGGGGUGGCCUACACCUGUAAAGUGGACCAUGUGGCACUGACACAGACACCGCAGCAGGCCACUGAAGUACUGGAGGUCCACUAUGCUCCUCGUGUGGAUAUCAUCCACUCCCUCGCAGUCCCACAGGAGGGUCAGUACUUAAAGCUGGAGUGUGUGUCCAAAGGCAACCCUUCGCCGGAUCCUGUGAAGUGGACAAAGGACGGGGGUGAACUUCCUGACCUGGACAGGAUGAUUGUCGAGGGGAGGGAGCUCACCUUUACUUCACUCAACAAGACAGACAAUGGCACCUACCGCUGCGAAGCCGGCAACCACCUAGGGACCAGCAGUGCUGAAUAUGUACUCUACGUCUAUGACGCCCCCACAACCCCGCCUCCAUCCACCACUCCCCCCCUACAUCCCAUCCCUCCAGAUCCUACAGCCCUAUUAGGCACCCACGCCUCAGACCCCACAGUCACUGGCAACAGAGAUCCCAACGCUGUGGGGCAGCACGGCACUGACCAUGCCUUGAUCGGAGGAGUGGUGGCCGUAGUGGUCUUUGUCACCCUGUGUUUAAUCAUUGUUCUGGGAAGAUACCUGGCCAGGCAUAAAGGAACGUACUUGACAAACGAGGCCAAAGGAGCGGACGAUGCGCCCGACGCCGACACAGCCAUCAUCAACGCCGAGGGCAACCAUGCGCACGCGGAGGAAAAGAAAGAGUACUUCAUUUAGACUGCAGGGGGAGCUGUGCAGCUCCCCCCCCCCACCCCCCACUGUCAAUCUCUGUAUCUCUUUUUCUUCUCUCUCCGUCUCCCCCUUUUCUUCUCCACCUCUGACCACUGCCCCUCCCCCCCCCCCCCCCGUGGUGUCGACGUGGCACCCGCAGGCAGUCCACAGACAGAGAGGUUCCCCCAAGUGUUUUCCUAUUAUUGCCUUUUUGUUGAGCCCAUUUUCUAUCAUUUACAUCCCGUCCUUUAAUUUCCUUUUUUAUUUUUUAUUUUUUUUCUGGCAGCCGGUGUUCACAGGCAGCUUGGCCGGUGCUGCUGAAGUUGUUGUUGUCCCCCCCACCCCCACCCCACCCUUUUUUUUUUGUUGUUUUGUUUUCAUAAUGUAUCCUCAUCUUUGACAUGAAUGCCUGGAAGUCUGUAUAACUACCAUGACUGCUUCGUACAUCGGGCCCUUCGUUCAUCUCCCCCCUCCGAGCAGACACAUACUUCUAUAUCGCCCGCCCCUCUUUGUUCACGCACGUCCACAAAACACAUAUCAUAUCUCACAUCAACACGGUGCCUAAAAAUACAGACGCCAUUGAACUUUCUGUCAAUGCCUUCAUGUAUCGUCUGUCAGUAGCGAUGUAAAAUGCUUCGUAGAUGGUUCGCCAGGCCAUCAUUUCAUUGCUUAAGCUCACAGCUUUUUUUGAUUAUGCAUUGCGUCUAUUUUUUUAAUUUUUUUUUUUUUUUUUGAUUAUUUGAAUGAGAAAAAUCUUUGCUGUUUACGCCUUAUACAUGUCUAUCACACUGAAUAUGGUACUUUUAGAUGAUCCAUCCCCCCACUCCCCCCUUUCGACCCCGCCCCCCCUCUAAAUAGACUUGUAAUUAAACAGUGGACCCUUGUAAGAUAAGAAGAAAGGUUUUGUGUAACACUGUAGCAAGGUUUGUCAGGUAAGUGUAUAAUAUGAUUUUCAUUACUAGGGUAGGGGUUACAACGAGGGUAGUGUGGUAUUGUUUAGAGCAGAGAACACACAAAGAUGCCAGAUGAAGCAUCCCAUUGAAAUAAACUCAACCCAGUAUAUAAAGACCAUUUUGCUGAACCUGCCGUCCCUUAUGUACUUUCUGUCUGUAUAUUCCUGCACUGUCCAGGCUGCAGUUUAGCGACAAGCACCCUCAGUGUCCUCUUGACAGCUUUUACAGUAGUUUGUGAUUCACAUGAAAAGGGUUCAGGUGUACAGGAAGAGUCAGUCUCCUCUCUCGCUUGAAAAGUUGUAUAAAUUGUGUUGAAAUGAGUUUAGCUUUUCACUUUGAAUUAUUUUUUUCCGCUCAUGUUUGUGUCACGUCGGAAUCAUUUAGAGUCUUAAGGACCCCGUGAAGUGUGAAAAAAUGAGCCGUUGGGAGUUAAUAGGAACAAGCGCACAGUUAAAUCAGGUGUCAGUUGACUUUCCUGCACUCUUUUAGGGCCUACAGUCCACCUGUACACAGGGAUUUCUUGUAACACACAUUUUUCUACUUGUUUGGCCGUCUGUCAACACGCGCGACGACGUCUUAGGUCACUGCAAACUCCGUCCAGGGGAAAGAUGACACAGGCGCAUAUUUUCAUCAGUGCUCUUAGCAUGAUUAUCAAAUGUUAACUCGGAGCAUCUCUGGUGAUAUUGGAGUAUCUGAUUUUGCACGUUGAUGAAAUGGAUGUUAUGUAAAAUGUAGAAAGACACAAAUGGACACUGAUAAUGCAGUGAUGGAAGAGAGACAAAAGCGGCAGCUUGCAGUGUUUUGACAAGUUAUCUGUGUCGAUCCUGUGAAGACCAGUCAUGUUUUCUCCGUCUCGUUCACUGUGUUUUUUUGUAACUCAGCAACCAACCAGAGUACACUCUUUGCUUCCUGUUUACGAUGGCCCGUGUGUGGUCAGUGUACAAGAAUAGCCAUUAGAGUUUUUUUUUUCAUGCCAUUUACAAAAAAACCUGUGUACUUGUGGACUAGGCCCAAAUUUGGGUAGCGUGUUUUUUCUACAAACCACGGAUACGUUUCUUCUUGAAGUUCGACCUUCAAUUUUAUCUCAUGACAACGCUGUUCCUGGGACAAAAAACACUUGGUUCUGAAAAGAAUAGAGUUUUGUAGUAUCUGUUAAAAAUAUCCAAUCCUUUUUCACACUUACAGAUGUCAAAACGCAGUAUUGAACAGUGGUCUCUGGCUUGGAAGCCUUCUUGCCGAGCUUGCAACACUACAGCAAUCUACCCAACCCUCCUCGAAUGUCACGAAAGUCAGUUCAUACACAUGUAAUGACACAACAUAUCAAAUGUUUUGUAAAACAUUAAUGUGGUACGUAUGAAAUUUGAAUGUAUUCUUGGUUUGUAGGAACAUAAAAUGCCAGAAAUUCCCAGACUGGGCUGUUACUGCUCUUCUUAUUUCCAUUUUUCAGAACCACUUUCCAUGAACUAAACUGUCAUUUCCAUUUCACGGGGUCUACAAGAGGGUGAAAAAAAAGAGAGAGAAAAAAAAAGGAAGUGUGUGAAUGCUGGGUCAUAGAUCUGCAGGGGCCUCCUUUCCAAAAACUACAAAAAUGAAGACAAAUAGAGAAGCACAAAAAUGUCUGAAUGAGUAACUGUGUUCCCUUGCCAACAACUAGAUUGCCUUGGGGAGGGUUCAUCUAUUCAAAUGGGAAAGAUGAAAAAGGCUGUCUUUGAUUCAAUUCUGGGAGAGAAAAGUAAAAAAAAACAACUACAGUUCAUCUUUUUGAAAAUGUAAGCUGAAUCAUGUUUUUUAUAAAAAGAGAAAUGUUUCUAAUAUUUUUUGGUUUAAAUGGUUCUAAGCUCCCUGCUGUAUAUUGUGUCUAAAUUGUGGUUGAUUGUGAAAAUUGCUGUUAAAUUCUGGAUUACCCCAUAUUCCUUCAAAUUUGUAUAUUAGCCACCUUAUCUAUUUCCUUUUUUUCCAUUUUUCAUUGCAUAUCAGAAAACUUUUAAACAACUGUAUUUUUUGUUUCUUGGCACAAGGCAUGUAUAUAAUGUGUGAAAAACUAAACUUUGGUAAUACACAUUAGCAUGUUUUUGUUUGGUUCUUUUUCAUGUUUAAUUUAUUUGAGCUGAAGUUAUUUAAGGAGAGAGAACCACGAUGGAGGAGUGUUUGUAAUUUCAUUUUUUUAUGAAGAACGGUGGCUUCUUGUGUUUGUGGCGUGCUCGUUGGUGCUGCAGAUUGGAAGGAUUUGCUGUUGAAAAAAAAUUUGAACAGGAAAAAAAAAAGAAAAUCACAAAACUCUGAAAGAAAUCUGGAAAAAUAAGUGUGGUUACUUGUACGUUGGACUUUUGUCCGCAGAGUUAUGAGAAAGUAUACAUUUGUCUUCACAAAAAUACAAAUUCAGAUACUCUACCAUCACGUCGGAGGCGAUGGAAGUGAACGCAACACAUCCUCGUAAACAACUCCUGUUUCCUCGCAUUUGUCCCACGCCGUUCCGUCUAUCAUCGAGUUUGGCUGAUUUACUCUCCCGCGAAAGAGCGAUAAACUCUGUGGCCCCUUGAACUAAAGACUUAAAGGCAGGGCACUAAUCCACUAAGAGGGAGCAAAUUAUUACCAAGGGCAACAUAAUAGUGGGGCCCAGCUGUCUCCAAUUCGAUGGCCAAUUUACAACAUUAUGCAAAUAAGGUCAGCGAGUAAGGUCCUUCGUCGGUGCUAUAACUCCGCUGGAAUGAAUCACAAGUUGGGAAUCGGUAGAUCGAUCACACCAGUCACCUCACGUAUAGAGAAAUUUAGGUUGCAUAUUGUGUUUUUGGGAUAGUUAAGAGAUUUUUAAAAAAUGCGGUGCAAGUUUGUUUUUUUUCUUCAGUUUCCAUACUUAGUGUACUUCGGUCACCACAAACCUUCAGUAGAUCCAGACUAAAGCGUUGCUAGACUGGUCUCUGAUCAGUAGGAACCAUCUGUAUCACGUGUGUGUAUAGAGUUCACAAUGAUGUAAUGUCUUGUUUGUCUUUCUUUUUUACUUUUCUAUCUAGUUAUUUUAAUUGUGUAUUCUUUUUCUUUUUUUUGUUGUUGUUGUUGUUGCUUUGUCGCAGGCGCGCCCAUUGUAGGAAUAAGAGAGCCGGGUGGAAUCGAUUUGUUGAUCCUGAAGUCGAAGACACGGGCUGUUUUUUGUUGUUGUUGUUGUUGUUUUGGGGUUUUUUUAUUAAUUGAACACAAAUGAGCAGGUCCACACCGAUGAACAGGCGUCUGCGUCAGAAACAAUUCAGGUGCCAUUUGCUGAAUUAUGAACUCUGACUAAUUUGAUGGGUAUUUCUUAGUGGGUUGUGAAAUGUGUUUUGUUUCCCUUUCUGGAAAAAAAAGGGAAAAAAAAAAAUCACAUGUAAAUGUUUGUUUUGACACGAGCAGUAAUGAGCUAAUGUGUUGCAAAUGGCUUUUUGAUGAUAGUUAGACCAAACCUGAAUCUUUUUUUUUAAUUUGUUAUUCUAACAGCCUGGCACAUACCAUCAUGCACUAUUUUGCUAUGACAGAAUUAACUGUAGCUUGGGGGUCGUAUUUUCUUUUGUAUGUUGUUGUUGUUGUUGUUCUUGUUGUUGUUGUUGUCGGUUGAAACUAAGCUUUAAAAAUUGUUGCCUCCUUGCUUUCCGAACGUGCUUCGGUUCUGAUAAAAGCUCCCUGCGUGGUUUCGUAAAAGAAAUCAAACUCAUAAUUUUAAUAUUUAGAGUAUUAAUGAGGUGAUAAUGCAAACUCAGAAAUAUUAUUGUUUCCAUAACCGGAUGAACAAGCUGUCCCCAGUGGAAAAGACACUGUUUGAGGCUAGAGAGGUGGCAGGGUCCGCCACAUAUAAAAAAAGAGAGUCUGAAUUUGUGUCGUCCUUUCAGGUCAGUUUGUUUACGAAGAGGGUUAAUAGAUCAGUGAAGAUUCUUUUUUUUUUUCUUCAGGUAAACAUUUCUUCCGUGAAACUCCAUAUUGAAACUUUAAUAAUACCCACCACGUUAUGGGCCUCUAAUUUCAGACAGUAGGAGCAGCUUUAAUGUAGCCGCUGUGCCAAAUCCAAGACCUCUUCUUUUCUUUUUUUUUUUUUUUUGAUUUGUCUCCGUUCGGUCCAAACGAACCCACUUCCUUUGACUGAAGGUGGGAGAGGUGCAGCUGAGGUUAUUUGUUUAUGCAGAUCAGGCAGUGCAAUACUGGCAGAAGUGUUUUGGCAUGCACUCGCCCAAAAAAAGAAAAAUCGGAAUGUUGGCGGUCGCACAUGCGGACCUUUACAACCCCCCACAAAAAAAAAAAAACAGACUUAAAUGCAUGUUUAAAUACAUAUUUUAAUGUGAUUACAGCAGGCUUUUAUGGCUUAGGUUCACGGGGUGGUUGAUUCAAGAUUCCUCUCAGUUGAUAACACCAGGAGCCAGGAGUCAUGUGUGGGUUUAUUUAGCACGUUUUUAUUAGAAAAGUCACUGUCGGUGUUGACCAAGUGCGCUCAUACGGUUAUUUCACACAGGAUUUCAGUGAAUAUCUGUGGAGCUGUUUCUUUGUGCCUUGCGACUCUGCACCUCCACUUUCCUCCUCCUCCUCCUCCUCCACCUCCUCCUCCUCCUGCCUGUCUGCUUCUUUUUGAGGAGGGAUGAGACGAGCGCAUGUGAUCGGUGAUUAUAGAAGCUCGUCCAAACUCCACCUGCCGGUACUGCAUUAUGCAUUUAUCCUGCUGCGGCCUAUUCGCCACGCUGCACCACCAGAGCAGCAUCCUCCUGCCACAGAAUAUCACAGUUUGUCCCCAUUUUCAGGAAAUUAGAGGCCCAUACCAGCUAAAAAAAAUAUAUAAUAAUGAUAAUCUGAAUCAGAAGACAAUGGUUUAAAAAUACUUCUUGUUUAUGUUUUUUUUUUUUUGUUUGUGUUAAUGGUUUUUAUUCUCCACAGCAGUGACGAUAGCAUGACACAGCCUGGUCCGGUCCUCUCUGUCCUCCCUCUCUGACCCUUCAUCAUGUGUCUUGUGCUGUACAGUUCAGCUUCAGUGCACUUCUUUGUUCCUCUGCAAUAUUGACACUCAGCAUCAAUCAGCCCAAUGUCCAUAUUGUCAAGGUGACGGCAGCGACAUGUGACGCAAAUCGCAUGUAGUGAUGUUUUUCUUUUUUGUUUUGUUUUUUUGCGGAUCUUUUUUUUGUUUUGUUUUUUUGCAUCUCAGGAAUAUAUUUCAUUUAGAGACUUUCUUCUGUUUUGUUUUUGUGUUCUUGUCUUUAAAAAAAAAAACAAAAAAAAAAAACAAGGCGGUUUGUGAGCACUUCCCACUCUUGCUAGCUCCUGAACGCUGACACCAUGUAUCUUGUUCAGUUUUAAGAUUAUCACGAUGUUAAUAAAAAACUAUUCAGUGAUUCUUCAGUAACUCUGUCAUCUUGCUGUCAUUGCGAUAUUAGAGUUAACGGAACCGUCUUUUUGAUAUGAUCACUGACUUGAAAUACUGAUAUUUAGAAAUAUGCUGCAAAAUAACCAUGAGUUUGUUUUUUUUCCGAGGUUGAUAGAAAAGUUGUUUAUACACGGUGUUAUCUGAUUUUAGCUUAUGGUGUGUAAGCAGGUCAAUGUUGGGUUUUUUUUGUCCUCUAUCAUUAUGUUUUCCUUGUAGCGACACACAUCUUCAUGUAUAUCGGUCAGUCACUCACGAAAAAAAAAAAAAAAAAAAACAGAAUGUCCACAGUAAAGAUCAGGAUUAGAGCUAGACACAUGUUAGUUCGGCUUCUGAUGUACCUUGGUGAAAUAAGGGGUUUUUCACAUCAAGCUGUGCUGAGAGGGCUUCAUUCGAUAUUUAGCACCGUAAGCGGAGGUGUUUUUCCUCCCAUUUGUCUGUGGGAUUUAUUAUAUUUAAUUUAGAGGUUCAUUCUCAUGUAUGAAAUUUAAAAAAAAAACAAUUGUUGAAUAAAUAGUUGCCAAAACAUC
This is a messenger RNA of Acanthopagrus latus (yellowfin seabream), 8619 nucleotides long. It is a transcript of the gene cadm2a, whose product is annotated as cell adhesion molecule 2a. Lineage: Eukaryota; Metazoa; Chordata; Actinopteri; Spariformes; Sparidae. Bases 458 to 1774 code for a protein of 438 amino acids. The record is from RefSeq and is a predicted model, not a curated record. The transcript is spliced from 11 exons.